Fusarium odoratissimum NRRL 54006 is the source of this 1759-nucleotide messenger RNA. RefSeq lists its product as uncharacterized. Lineage: Eukaryota; Fungi; Ascomycota; Sordariomycetes; Hypocreales; Nectriaceae. The transcript has 4 exons. Bases 181 to 1683 code for a protein of 500 amino acids. The record is from RefSeq and is a predicted model, not a curated record. Gene Ontology annotation, molecular function: hydrolase activity, acting on carbon-nitrogen (but not peptide) bonds.
GAAUGGAGCUAUCCACAUGGCAGUCAUGAUUCCUCAUCCAGGAAUGCGGUUGUGGCUUCAUUCUUUGUUCUCGGCAUCCACGGCAUCUGAGUUACAGUUUACCGCACUUCCCAUAUGAACUCUUUAAAAAUAAGCUCUUCUUUUCUUUAGCUUUUGUUUGGCUAUCUGCCAGCUUCAAACAUGUCUUCCGACCACUCUGUUCUGCUUCGAAACGCUACUCUCCUUGUUCCAAAGGGCCCUGGAUAUGAUCAUGUCAUUCCGCUCAAGAACCAUUCGUUGUUGAUCGAGGGUAAUAAAAUUGCUCGCAUCGCGCCUCGCAUUGAUCCUCCAUCUGAGUCAACUGAGAUCAUUGAUUGCACGGCAAAGAUAAUUUCACCAGGAUUUGUCGAUACUCACCAUCAUGUUUGGCAGACUCAGCUCAAAGGACGACAUGCCGAUCAUUCGCUGCUGGAGUACAUGGUACCAGGAAACAUGGCUUCGCACAGCUAUAAACCCGAAGACGUGUUCUGGGGUCAGCUUGGCGGAUGCCUCGAAGCCCUUGAGGCAGGAACGACUACAAUUGUAGAUCACGCCCAUAUCUCAUACUCUCCAGAGCACAACAAUGCGGCUCUUUCAGCAACCAUCUCAUCUGGUAUCAGGUCUAUCUACUGCUACUGUCCAAUUGGUAGGGUCAAGACCUGGAAGCCCCUUGCAAUGGAAGAAGAGUUGCUUCCAGCUUGGCUCUUCGAGCAGUUGAUCUCACUGUGUAAGGCAGGCCCAUACGCCAACGGCCGGGUGACGAUGGGCUUCGCGUUCGACUCCUUCUACCUUCCACAGGAUGUAGUUGUCAACAUCUUCAACCAAGUUCGCAGCUUGGGUAUCAAAACCAUCACUUCUCACUACGUCCCAAGUCUUCUUCCGGGCUCAACGCUAGAUUUACUUGAAAGUUAUGGGCUUCUCGAGAAGGACAUUCUUCUUUCACACGCGACUCCAUUGAACGACUCGGACGCACAAAAGCUUCUGAGAGUCGGAGCUGCAAUCUCUUCGACUCCAGACACUGAGCUGCAGAUGGGUCACGGCUGGCCUGUGUGCUUUCAGGAAAACGCCAAGUCUAUUAGCUCCCUCGGCAUCGACUGUCACAGCAACAACACAGGUAGCAUCGUCGCUCAGAUGAAGGUUGGCCUCCAAGCUGAGCGUGCUCGCCGCAAUGAUCGGAUUCUCGAAGCAGGAAAGAUCCCUGCCAGAGCUCAGGUCUCUGCCCAAGAUGCAUUCCAGCUUGGGACAAUUGGCGGCGCAAGGGCGAUCAAGAUGGGCGAUCAAAUUGGAUCUUUGGAAGAGGGAAAAAUUGCUGAUCUUGUAAUCUGGGAUACGUUGAGCCCUACGAUGAUUUGUGCCGCUGAGGAAAAUCCGAUCGGUGCUAUCAUUCUGCACUCGGCUCCUUCUGACAUCGAUGCUGUUAUUGUUGACGGCCAAUUCAGAAAGCGAGACGGACGGCUGAGAGAUACUAAACUGGAUUUGAAGCUGAUGCCUGAUAUGAAACACGAGAAGACUGAGGUGCAGUGGCGCGAUGUUGCAACUGAGCUUUUGAGGAGCCGCCAGAGCAUUUUGGAAACUGAGAAGGCUAGUGGAGCUGAUGAUCGAGAGGCAGGCUUGGAGAACACAGUAGGACUCUUGAGAAUUGACAAGGACAAGUUAAUUUAUUAGUACGUGGUAGUUAAAUAUUGCUAGCUAGCGAUAGAAGAGAAUAGCUUCGGCUAUCCCAGUGAUACUGAUCCUAGUG